AUGGCUUCGAACGGAUCUAACAUUGCGGUAGGAGAUCCACUACAAAUUCAUGCCUCAGAUUAUCCAGGUAUGAUCUUAGUCUCUGCUCCAUUAAUUGGUCUCAAUUAUAGAUCGUGGAGUAGAGGAAUACAAAUUGCCCUAGGCGCUAAGAACAAGCUAGGGUUUGUAAAUGGGGAAAUUCUGAUUCUAGAUGAAAAUAGCGAGGAGUUUAAUCUCUGGAAGAGGUGCGAUUAUAUGGUUACCUCUUGGUUGUUAAAUUCGAUUUCUAAGGAUCUUGUAGAUGCCUUCAUUUACACUAACAAUGCUAGACAACUUUGGCGUGAGAUAGAGGAGAGAUUUGGGGAAAGUAAUGGAGCACUUGUGUAUCAACUCCAACGCAAGAUAAGCUCUGUUAGUCAGGAUAAUUUUUCUGUAUCUGUGUAUUAUACUCAACUCAAACGAUUAUGGGAUGAAUUGGCUGCAGUAAAGCCUUUACCAAACUGCUCUUGUGGUGCCUCUAAGGCUAUAUCUGAAUUUGAUGAAGAAAACAAGUUGAUGCAAUUCCUUAUGGGGCUGCAUGAUGGUUAUGAUCAGGUGAGGAGUCAGAUUUUAUUACUUGAUCCUUUGCCAAGUGUUAAUAAGGCUUACUCGAUGAUUCUGAGAAUAGAGUCACAAUGUCAGGUAGUUUCUACCUUGAAUGAGACUAAUGAAGGAGCAGUGUUUUUCUCUAAGCAAAGUCCAAACAAUAAGAGAGAUCAGAAGAAAUUCAAGAACAAAAGUUUUUGUGAAAACUAUAAAAGGAGUGGGCAUUUGAAGGACUCUUGUUUCAAAUUGAUUGGUUAUCCUGAUUGGUAUAAAGAGAAGAUGAAUAAAGAUUUAGCACAAAAGGUUAUUGCAAAUGUGACUAACAAGGCUGAAUUAACUUCUGAUACACCUCUAGAUGCUGUCUAG
Molecule: messenger RNA, 930 nt
Organism: Diospyros lotus (date-plum)
Lineage: Eukaryota; Viridiplantae; Streptophyta; Magnoliopsida; Ericales; Ebenaceae
Exons: 1
Coding region: 1-930 (309 amino acids)
Source: RefSeq, a predicted model, not a curated record